AUGCCAAAGAAAGCCAGACAAACAUUAGAGCAGAAACGAGAGUGCGAUCGAUUACAAAAACAAAGAAAGUAUGCAGAAAUUAAGGAAGAUCCUGAAAAGUUAGAUUCCAUGAAAACUGGCUCGGGAGUUCAAGAUAUUUACUGUCCAAAGCUUUGGUACUACGAAUACCUUACAUUACUUGAUGAAAAAGAUCUUUCACAAAGAACUGGUCAGGAUAGCUUGGAUGAUGGUGCUGUCAGUAGUGGAAGUUCAUCUGAGAAAGUGCUUGAAGCAUCAUAUGAAUUGUCGCUACUCAUUGCAAAGGCCAAAAAAAGCCAUACUAUCGGAGAAACACUCGUCAAACCCUGCUUACUGAAAGCAGCUGAUAUCGUUCUUGGACCAGAAACUAAACAAAAAUUUUCACAAAUACCUCUUUCUGACAACACUGUUAAACGUCGCAUUGAUGAUAUGGCUGAAGAUAUAAAAAAUCAGGGUGGAGACUCGAACAUAAUUCAUUAUCGGGAUGCUAUCACAGCAUACACUGAGAAGUUGCAACUGUGGAAACGCAAAAUUUUGGCGUCUAACUAUUCCUGCUUUCCUAAAUUACUUGCGAUCACAGAAGAAGCGUGUUUUAAGGAGAUUUUGGAUGUAAUUGAUACCAAGAAUCAAAUAUCAAACCAUUUGCAACACCUCACGGACGAAUUCAAGCGCUACUUUCCCGACACGUGCAACAAUAUUAUGUACCGAUUAGCGACCGAUACUUUUCACGUCGACAUAGACAUGCUGCCAGAUACAUUACAAGAGCAAGCAUUAGAAAUCAAAAAUGAUUCUGAUUGA
Molecule: messenger RNA, 816 nt
Organism: Parnassius apollo (apollo)
Lineage: Eukaryota; Metazoa; Arthropoda; Insecta; Lepidoptera; Papilionidae
Source: the annotation of a GenBank genome assembly